AUGGGCAACGCCAUGCUGGUGCCAUAUUUUGCAGGGAUGGGCGUGUCUCCGGCAACUUUGGGGAGUAUGGGACCACCUGGUCCCCCAGGCCCCCCUGGCUCGUCUGGGCCACCAGGUGAAAAGGGGUCACCUGGCCCUGUGUCUGCCGGUCCACCAGGAGAAAAGGGGCCCAUUGGACCACCUGGCCCUGUGUCUGCCUGUCCACCAGGAGAAAAGGGGCCCAUGGGCCCACCUGGCCCUGUUUGUGUGGGGCCCCCUGGGCCACCUGGCCCUGUUUGUGUGGGGCCCCCUGGGCCACCUGGCCCUGUUUGGUUUCUAGCAUCUUGCCCUGAAGGUUACACUAUGUUCCGUGAAACCUGCUACAAGGCGUUUAACAUCCUGGCGAACUUUGGGGACUCGGCUCUGUACUGUCGCGUCGAUGGCGGCACCCUUGCCAUGCCCCGAGACGCUGCCACAGACGCCUUCCUCAUCUCUCUCAAGAACGCCGUCGACAAAAAAGCCACUUUCUGGUUUGGUCUCAAUGAUCGGCGCAAAGAGGGAAGCUUCGAGUGGAUCGAUGGUUCUCCACUUGGGAGCUACGACUCCUGGGCUCCGGGGGAGCCAAGUAAUAACCACUCCAAAGAACACAGC
Molecule: messenger RNA, 630 nt
Organism: Branchiostoma belcheri (Belcher's lancelet)
Lineage: Eukaryota; Metazoa; Chordata; Leptocardii; Amphioxiformes; Branchiostomatidae
Product: collectin-12-like
Exons: 3
Source: RefSeq, a predicted model, not a curated record